Messenger RNA from Verruconis gallopava, 1644 nucleotides. RefSeq lists its product as uncharacterized. The record is from RefSeq and is a predicted model, not a curated record. Gene Ontology annotation, molecular function: protein binding. Gene Ontology annotation, cellular component: THO complex part of transcription export complex. The transcript has 2 exons. NCBI's taxonomy places the organism in Eukaryota, Fungi, Ascomycota, Dothideomycetes, Venturiales, Sympoventuriaceae. Gene Ontology annotation, biological process: mRNA export from nucleus. The coding region runs from base 59 to 1066 and encodes 335 amino acids.
ACUUAACGCACCAACGAUCUCGAAAUAGUGGCACUUUUUCAAACGUUGGAGUAGAAUCAUGGCGGCGGUCACGACGGCGGCGGCGACAGCGGCGACAGUCACUCGAUUUCACCCUCCCAAGACCACUCUUUUUCCGACGUACAUCAAGCGUCAAAAAACGACUGCAUAUCCCGAACAUCCACCUCGAGGCAGCUCAGCCGUGGCCGCGCAGCAGGUCCGAACCCUCGCGUGGUCGCCUUUGGGUACCCAGAUAGCGACGGGGCUAGCAUCAAAAUCAAUUCGUGUAUGGGAUCCGGAGAAACCCCGCGUUCACAUUCACGAGUUUGUUUGGAGGGGAGAGCGGGCGGAGAAGGUCCUGUUUCACCCUAGAGGCGAACCGGAGAUUGUCAGUGUUGGCGAGGAUGGGAUGAUUAGGUUUUGGGAUGUGAGGGCCAAGGGGACAAGUGGUGAGAUUAAGGCGGGAGGGCUGUGCUUCACACUCGCUUGGAGUCCUGACGGCAAAGAGCUUGUGGUUGGAAAAAAGAACGAUGACAUAGUCCGCGUGGACUGCGAGUCACGGACGAUAAUCUCAACGAUUCGACUGAAAGACCAAACCAACCAGACGUGUUUCAAUUGGGCUGGCGACUCUCUUCUCACUACCACCACAGACGGAUUUUUCAAAAUCCUCGACUACCCCUCCCUUGAUGAAUUGGCUCGUUUCCCCGCCCACAACAGCUCCUGUAAUUGCGUUGCAUACCAUCCAGCCGGUGCAUAUGUUGCUACGGGCGCCUCUGAUGGCCUCAUAUCGUUGUACAGAACAGAUGGCUGGUUACCAGCCAAGACGUUUGACGCACAGGCCGGGCCGGUGAAGACUGUCAGCUUUAGUUGUGAUGGCACGUACAUAGCUGGUGGCAGUGACGAAGGCACAGGAUUUGAGAUUGGAAACGUGGAGACAGGAGAGAGUGUGUAUAAGGUCGAAGCCAAGGGUCCCACGCCGGUUGUAAUGUGGAGUCCAAGAGACUAUGCGAUCGCAUAUGCGCCUUCGGAUUGGGGUAUCAGGGUUGUGGGAGCUCCCACACCGAGCUGAGUGGUCGCAUUUCCAAGAUAUUAAGUUAGGUGAAGCAACAAGAGCUCAGGCCCCAAAAUGCGUCGUACUAUUACGGCGACGGUACGGAGAACACGAAUCACGAAGUCACGCAUGAAUCGUCAAGCAUACAGUGGUAGGCUUGUGGAUGCGAUGGCGCUCACCAAACCUUCGCAGUUCGAAUUGGACCUCCGAGGAAGUCGAGAAAGCAUCAUGCGUUUAAGAAGAUGCAGCGAUUCGCGUCAAAAACAGAGCCAAAACCAGCGAUUGCUAAUGGACUCGAAUGAAGUCAUGAGGGUACUCAAUUGGCAAGAACUGAUAACGUAAUCAUUCGAUAGCCUUCGUGCGUCGAUUGUCCACUGCUUUCGACGAUUUUGAUCUCAGCCAGAACUGCUUCUGAUCCAAUAGCGCUAUGACUACGAAUUAAGUGACCAUUGCAGAAGCCGUUGAUUUUAUCUGCAUCUUGGCCACUCGCUCUUUUGAUAUCGGCGAAGCAACACUUUAUUUGUGGAGUCUUUUGGCUACUAGAGUACAUGAUCAGAAGCCUAAGCAUUAAAUCAAAAUUACUCCAAAGAUAGCGG